AUGGCCAGACAGCGACGAGGAGGAAAAAACCGGUUCUACGUGUCUCUCUACGAUCUUCUUCUCAACGCCCCACGGAAGGACGUCCUACUGAUCGGAGGCGACUUCAACGCCAAAAUCGGCCAGCCGGCUGAUGGAGAAGGAAAGAACAUCAGGCGCUUCUCAAUUGGACAAUGGGACUCAAAUGAAGAAAGACUUGCUAACUUCUCCCUGCUGAACAACCUCGUAGUCAGCAGCACGACGUUCCGCAAAAAGAGACAUACGCUCCACACUUGGACUUUAAACGAGCAAAAAACGAGGAACCAGGUUGAUCACAUUGUCAACUCAAGACGAUGGCGCUCCUCCAUAACAAACAUCGACAACAUCCCAAAGCUCAAGUCCGACAGCGACCACAGACCAGUAGUCUCCACCAUACAGCUGAAACUGAAGUCCUACACAAAACAGCUACGCGUCGUCAAGUAUGACAUCGCCAACCUCCGCGAGGACAAAGUCUCCAACGCAUACAAAAUGAAGCUCCAUGAGCUGUUUGACAAGGCGGAAGCUAAGGGGAACGUGGACGCGAUGUGGACGCAAAUGAAGGACAACAUACACUCAGCGGCAGCAAAAAACAUAGGAUCCGCAAAACGCAAGAAAAACCCGUGGAUCAGCACCGAGACCCUCCAGAUGAUCGAAAAGAGAGCCCGUGCCCGCAAAGGCUCUACAAAAGGCUUCCUACGACGAGAAGUCAAGAAAUCUGUCCGAAAGGACAGAAAGGCGUUCUACGACGGAUUGGCUGAACAGAUGACCCACGCGGAUAACACCGGUGAUACAAGAAAGGUGCACUCAAUUGCUAAGCAACUUUCCAGUAAAUCCAGUGGGCUCAGCGACAAUAUCAAAGACUCACAGGGGCAGCUCGUGACGGACGCUAACGAGAGGAUAGAAACCGGGGGAAAUUUCGCUACUCUUGAUUGCAUUCAAAGUUUCGAAGCAGUAGUUAAGAACAGACUCGAACCGGCCUACGAGUCUCAGGCCAGGUUAAACCAAGCCGGCUUCAAGAAGAAAAGAGGUUGCAGGGACCAAAUCUUCGCCAUCAGACAUAUCGUAGAACGGCGAGUGGAAUUCAAAGGCUGCACCAACCUCAUCUUCAGUGAUUUCAAACCCGCCUACGAUAGCGUAGAUUGGAACUGCAAUUGGCGAGUAUGCUCAAACCUUGGCCUCCCUGAGAACCUAUUUGAACUCUUCAGAGCCUUGUAUUCAGAGACUUAUAGCCAAGUCCGCGCUUACAACUCCCUUUCCAAAAGUUUCAAAAAACAUAAAGGAGUCAGACAAGGCUCGAUUCUACCCCCUUUCUUUCCUUUUAAACCUCACUAUAGACUGGAUCUUGAACAAAACGCUGAAAAUGGAAGACUCGGAAUAGCGCUAGACGACACGUCAGUCGCAGAUCUCGAUUUUGCAGACGAUAUCUGCCGCCUUGAGGAUAACCGCCCAGACGCGCAAAGACUGCUAACAACAAUCACCGAGAAGGCAGCACUCAUUGGGCUCCAGAUUAACGUCGGCAAGACAAAGUUUUGUUCACAAGACCCAUUCUAG
This is a messenger RNA of Symsagittifera roscoffensis, 1566 nucleotides long. RefSeq lists its product as uncharacterized. The coding region runs from base 1 to 1566 and encodes 521 amino acids. Lineage: Eukaryota; Metazoa; Xenacoelomorpha; Acoela; Convolutidae. The transcript has 3 exons. The record is from RefSeq and is a predicted model, not a curated record.